AUGGAGGCCCGGUCGGCGAGCAGAUCUUCUGCCCACCAGGCCCAAGCCAAACAGCCUGCUUGCCUGAACUGCCGGCGGAGCAAGAUCCGGUGCAACCGUCCGGCCGGCGGCGCACGCUGCGAGAAGUGCCGGCAAGGAAAUGUCGACUGCAUCGUACCCAGCCAUCAUCUGGGGCGGCAGAAAGGGGUGAAGAAUAAGCGCAAGGGCCUGGAGAAGGCUAUACACCAGAUCGAGCAGGCCAUCCAGAGGCCCAAGGUUGACUCGUCUAGUCCGGAUGACGCUCAAAAGGCCAUAUCAGGGCUCCAGGGGUUGUUGACUCGGUUUCAGCGCCAGCUGCAAGGUGAAGCGGAUGCUUUCGCAGAGGGCUCUGACCGCGUGCGGGAUACGCCGUCUCCGCGCGAAACGACUGCAGAUGAGAGCCUUGCUUUAGAUGAUGCGGAGAAUCCUCUGCAGCUUCUUGCACGAGCUUCGGAUUUGCAAUUACCUCCGACGGGGGCCCGGCAUGUUCAGAAGGCGCCGAUGCUCCCGUCUGCCGCACCGUCUGCGCUGAUACAGGAUAGCAGUGACUCAGGCGAGUUGAGCGCGAAGUCAUUCUUCGUACCUGCACACGCGAACUUGGAUGUUGGGCCGGACUUGGAUCCGGUAGAGUUGGGACUUGUUACGUUCAAUGAGUCCGAGUCGUUGUUUUCUUUCUUCUACCAGAAUCUUGCACAUACACGAUGGGGACUGGAUCCCCUGGUACAUACCGCAUCUUUUGUGCGCUCCCAGUCAGCGUUUUUGUUCACCUCGAUCAUGUCCGGAGCAGCUCUCUUCUUACCGUCCGCUGCUGCGCUGUCCAAGAGAUUAUCAAGACACUGCAAGUGGCUUGCGAAGCGCGUUAUGACGCAUCGCUAUCGGUCGGUUGAAAUUGUCUUGGCGUUUAUGGUGAAUAUCCCCUGGAUGGCGCCGGGAGAGCGACUCGGCGAUGAUGAUACGUGUUCGUACAUUGCCAUGGCGCUUACGGUGGCAUUGGAUUUAUCUUUGAACAAAAUUGUCACGCCAUCGUCGAGCUUGCCGAAAGAUAUUCUGAACCGACUGGCUCGAGCUGACUGCAUAGAUGCCAAGAGAGCAUUGCACAUGGAUGGAUUUGAUGAUGUCGAUCCUAACUUCGAGUGGGGGCGUCGGUUAUUACGCAGACGGGAGCGAACUUGGAUUGCGCUGUUUGUAGUCGAGAGAGGCGUUUGUCUUGCUCGCGGAAGAAGCUAUACUGUGCCUCUGACGGCACUUAUCGAGAACUGCGACGCUUGGCAUAGAUCCGACAUUGCAGAUCGACGUGAUGGGCCGAUGAAUUCUAUGGCAGUUCUGCGCAGAGACCUCGAUGAACUUUUGAGAACGGUCAAGUCAAGCUGCGACAGCUAUCGCAUCGUUGAUACUGGAUCCGAAGCCGCCCAGGCCAUCAAGACAACCAUCGAGAGCUUCUACGAGCGCUGGUUUGCAACAUGGGCAUUCGCAAUCAGCGAGGGAGGUGCAAGGUCUCUUCCACCGUAUGUUGAGAUUCUCGUGACGCACACUCAACUAUCCACCUACGGUGGCGUUAUCAACCACCCCACCGCACCUGUGGAAGUGAAGCGCUUCUUCCGAGCAGCCGGACUGUCAUCCGCCCUCAACGUUCUGCGAGCUGCUAUUCAAGGCGAAUCACGACUGAAAUCGAUGCCCAACAACACUGUUAUCAUGAUAUCCUUUGCCGCAUGCUCUGCACUCAGCCUUAGCGUGACACCAGGCGACAGCCACUCAAGCCUGGCACCUAGCGUGCGAAAUUUGAUCGAGGAAACCGCUGGAGUCCUCGAACGAAUUGGCGCGACCCCAUAUCACCGCAACGGCGCAUCCGUAUUAUACGGGCGGUUCCUACGCGAACUCAUCCGUCGUGCACCAGACAUACCCAUACAUAUGCCCAAUUCCCACCCACACGGCGACGCCCGACAACUUGAUCUGCAUGACCCUGUGAUCCCGGCUACAUGCCUAAGUGACCAGGCCCCCUCGCUGACGGCGACACAGCCUGCCCUCCCACCGGGGGAUCUGUGGUCAGAGCCGAUGCAGUUCUCAGCAAUGUCAGAUGACCAAAUUAUUGACGCGGUUAAUCGGGCUGGCAGCGCGUUUGGAGCGUCUAUACCAGAUGUGCCGCUUGACGAUAUGCUCAGCUGGGACUGGUUUGAGUUUGCGAACCCCGAUUUCAGUUCGUAG
Molecule: messenger RNA, 2220 nt
Organism: Penicillium canariense
Lineage: Eukaryota; Fungi; Ascomycota; Eurotiomycetes; Eurotiales; Aspergillaceae
Product: Zn(II)2Cys6 transcription factor
Exons: 3
Coding region: 1-2220 (739 amino acids)
Biological process (GO): regulation of DNA-templated transcription
Cellular component (GO): nucleus
Molecular function (GO): zinc ion binding; DNA-binding transcription factor activity, RNA polymerase II-specific; transcription cis-regulatory region binding
Source: RefSeq, a predicted model, not a curated record